AGAAGUGUUGUAGUGUUGUUCAUUUCCAUGAGUUUAAUGACUUCUAAAGCUUGUGCCUCAUGCACCUGUUGGCAUAUUUAACCUGAAACAGGAUAAACAUGCUUUUGGUUGACACCUUACAAAUCUGCAGUUGCAUUCAGUGAGAUGAUCCAUGACCUCAGGGUUCUAGGCUUAUUCAUGCAAGACUCAGAAGAAAUUGGGUGACCUGUCUGGAGACAGUUUUCUAUCUGAGAACUUACCCUGAAGUGUCUACAGUCUCCAUUUAUGCCUGUGUGAUUGUUUUGAGGAGUCAACAUCAAUAGAAUAAAUUAUACUUUCAUGAGCAUGGCACACAUAUUAAAGACGCUCAACAGCUGGUUCUGGUGGGAGAAUAUCUGGAUGCCCAUCAACUGCACAUGGGAACAUUUUGUAGACCGUGAUGGGCUCGUCUUUCCCAAGCCACACCAGUUAUAUGCCACAAUCCCAUACGCUUUUGUGCUGCUGCUGAUCCGAUUCUGCAGUGAAAGAUUUGUUGCUAUACCUCUAGCAAAAGCUUUAGGUAUAAAGAAUGUAAGACGUGUGAAGCCACAGCCCAAUCCUGUGUUAGAGAGUUAUUUCCGGGAGUGCUCCAAGCAUCCAUCCCAAUCAGAUAUCCAAGGCCUUGCAAAGAAGUGCAACUGGACUGUCCAUUUGGUGGAAAAGUGGUUUCGGAGACGGCGAAACCUUGAGAUCCCAACAGUGCUCCGGAAAUUCCAGGAAGCUUUCUGGCGAUUUUCCUUCUAUCUGACAUCCUCCAUCGCUGGAUUUGUGUUUCUGUACGAUAAACCUUGGUUUUACGACAUAUGGCAGACGUGGGUUGGCUAUCCAUUUCAGACCCUACUGCCCUCCCAGUACUGGUACUACAUGGCUGAGAUCAGUUUUUACUGGUCUCUGUUGUUUAGACUCGGGAUUGACAUCAAGAGGAAGGAUUUUCUGGCUCAUGUCGUUCACCACUUGGCAGCCAUUGGGCUGAUGAGUGGUUCUUGGUGCGGCAAUUACGUGCGUCUUGGAACACUGGUGAUGUUUGUGCAUGACACAGCAGAUUUCUGGCUCGAGGCAGCCAAAAUGUUUAAUUAUGCUCGAUGGGAGAAAACCUGCAAUGUACUCUUUAUCCUCUUUGCUGUCGCUUUCUUCAUCACAAGAAUCAUCCUCUUCCCCUUCUGGAUUCUUCGUGCCACCUUGUAUCAGCCGACAUACUACUCCACAACUCCUGUCAUAGCAUAUUUUUUAUUCAAUGGGCAGCUGUUGAUCCUCCAAGGCUUGCAUCUCUACUGGGGUUACUUAAUUUUCAAGAUUUUGAGAAGGUUCAUUUUCUUAAAGGACCUGAAGGAUGACCGGAGUGAUGAAGAGGAGGAAGAUUCUGUUACAGAUAAUGAAGAGGAAUCCCCAAGAAAUGGCAAUAAGAAUGGCUGUGGGUCGAACAAACACCUCCUGAACAGCAGCCACCACUAGCCUCCUCCUGCCUCACCUCCUGCAGUGAUUUCUGCUCUGGUUUAAACUCAACCUACAGGAUAGGAUUUAAGUCCAAAGGCUUAGAGAGACUGUGAUUGAUUUAUUGUUGGCUACUGGACCUGGACAAAAGCCCAGUUUAAAGGGGAGUGAAAAAUUGCAUAACAUGACAAAAUGUGCUAAUGGCCCCCUUUCUGAAUCCUUGCUAAGUGUUUGGAGAGACAUUUGGGCACCCUGGCUGGCAGUGCUCAACAAGGGCAAAGCUCAUUUACUGUCCUAUUGAUUCUAACUUCAUUUUUCAAUCUGAUGUAGGAUAUGUUUCACCAGGCAGCUUAAUUCACAGAUGUUUUGUGGUAGGUAGGUGGUGUGAACUCCAUUAGGAACCAAAAUUACUCAGUGUGAGCAGAAUUUGACAGUGGUGUACAGUGACUACCAUUUUAGUCCUUACUUUUCAGUUUAAACCCUCAUCAGAAUGGGCUUUUUUUUUUUUUUUUUAGUUAGAUUUCAUUUCCUGGAGGCCAGUAGAAGCUCAUAUGGAGGAAGUCAAAAUUAAGAGCUGGCUUUGCUGCAGAAAUAUGGUCUUUCUCCAAAACAUGCUGCAUGAUAGAUGGCUCCAAUAUUGUGUUCUAAGAUUUCUGUGUCAAGGGAGUCCCUGUUGAAAUAGCAAAGCUUAGCCCCAGGGCUCCACUGAGCUCCAAGUUUCACAAAUGGCUUUCAAUGUUAGAAGGAAAGGUGCAGUAGGGAGGGAAGAUAGUGAGUGAAGGUUGGGUCUUCUCACAGGUUCUUUUGCACUACCUACUUGUCUUCAGAGCUGCCGAACGCUCCCUGCUCCUGACACGUCUGCAGCCCAGAAGAGUGAAAACGAAUCUCCUUCGUCCCCUUCUCCGGAGCUUGUCUUGCACAGUGGCGUUGGAUCACUGCCUUACCAGGAGUGAGUCCACUCAGUUCUGGGUUGUGGUUCUUCUGUGCUUGCUGCACACAUCUAGGCAGUGGGGGAGCACAAGGCUACCAGGGAAUGUCAUGUCAGUGCUGUGCCCUCCUUUGGUAUCAGGAUCUGUACUUCCAUCUCUGGAAAAUCAUUAUCACGUGGGCUAGAGCCAAACCUGGAUGUGAGGGUGUGACUUAGGCCACACACUGUUGCUUGUGCUGUAAGAAGUGGAGGAACAGCUCCUCUUACCAAAAGGGGGUCUCUCCUCAGUCUGCAUUUUUGUUCUAUUGCUAGCACAGGGUACAGCAAUGUUUUCAGUCCUGGGGCUUUCCAAGGAGAGCCUGGCCACUCCCAGGGUGCUACCAAUCUCAGUUACAGAUGCAUUAGCUCACAAGGCCAUAAAUGAUUUGUGUCAUGAGUUUUAGAGAUGAGAGGCUCGCUAUAUGGUCCUACAGUAGCUGAGAUCAUUCGGUGAACUAAAUCCAGUAGCUUGGUAUUGGCCUGGGGACCACUGCUGGAGAGCCUCAGUACAGAGCUGCUUGUUCAGAAAGGUUCUCUUUGCCUUAAGGCUGCUGGGGCAGGAACUUGGUGACCUACAGGAAGCACUGUGUGAGUGACUUGUUUUCUCAAGACUUCCCUGGCAAAGGGGCUUUGAUUCAGUGACUGAAGCAUUUGAAAGAAUGGGAAAUGUUUGGGCUCUCAGAUAUGAAGAAAGAAAUGUUUUCUGUGCGGCUACAAGGAAGCACAGGAGCAAUCUGAUGCAGAGGCUGGUGGGGUAAAAAUUCCCACCUGCAGUCUGAUUGAGCUGGGCUGGCUUGGAUUUGGUACCUGCGUUUUGCACCACGUAAGACCUCCCAUGUUUGCGUUUUACCA
Messenger RNA from Dryobates pubescens (Downy woodpecker), 3268 nucleotides. RefSeq names its product ceramide synthase 3 (gene CERS3). Gene Ontology annotation, cellular component: membrane. Gene Ontology annotation, molecular function: sphingosine N-acyltransferase activity; DNA binding. The transcript is spliced from 12 exons. Lineage: Eukaryota; Metazoa; Chordata; Aves; Piciformes; Picidae. The record is from RefSeq and is a predicted model, not a curated record. Bases 319 to 1470 code for a protein of 383 amino acids. Gene Ontology annotation, biological process: ceramide biosynthetic process.